Mesorhabditis spiculigera is the source of this 207-nucleotide messenger RNA. The record is from the annotation of a GenBank genome assembly. NCBI's taxonomy places the organism in Eukaryota, Metazoa, Nematoda, Chromadorea, Rhabditida, Rhabditidae.
AUGAGCAGCAGCUUCUUUACGACGAUCAGGGCUACUGCUCCAAAAUCCAGGAGCAGCACAUGGGUGCACACCGAGGAGGACAAAUUUUACAAGGCUAUAAUCGCAGCAACUGGUGAAGCGGGCGAGAAUACGGCAAGUAACGGAUCGACGCAUUUUGCUCUUGAGGAUCUUUUCCGGAAUCAGGGAGGGAUGCCGGACGUCGAAGAA